AUGGGCUGCUGCAUGGCCUCCCGCCAGGCCCUCGCGCCCGAGGACCAGCAGGCCAGCGGGCCGCCCCCGCACAUGCCAGAUGUCGCGGAGGUGUCCGUGCCCGAGGACCCGCAUGAAAGCAACGCCUUGCCCGAAUCUUUGGCGGCGCCCGUCGACCAGCAGCACCCGCAGGAGGUCCCCAAGAAGGAGGAGCAGGAGUCGUUCGGCCAGACUCGGUAUACGGACCCCGCGAGCCUCUUCGACGCGCUCGCGUUCACCGUAGAGGGCCUCCACCCCGUGCGCUUGGUCCGCAUGUCGUGGCUGCUGCAGCAGCGUGGCACGGUCCUGCAUAGGCGCCAGGAGCUGCCGGAGGAGGCGUUCGUGUCCCCGGACGAGUUGCGGGCCGUUUGGGAGGCCGGCGGGCGAGGAGGACUAGACCAGGUGGCGCCGAUCGUCACUAUCUCGUUCUGCUGGGACUCACGCGAGCAUCCCGACCCCAAUGGGGUGCAGCUGAGUUUGGUGAUUGACACCCUGGAGGAGGAGCGCCACAAGUACUCCAGAGCAGAAUUCUGGAACUUCUUCAAGGGGUUCAGCGAGAUGGGAGUCUUCUGGGACUGGCCCUCGCUGCUGCAGGGCGACCCGACCAAGGCCGAGGAGGCGAAGGCCGCCGCCUUGCGGCAGGGCAAAUCCGAGAAGGACGCGCAGGAGGCCGCGGACGAGGCCAAGCGGACCCCCGCCGAGAAAGCCGCCUUCAAGCACGCGCUGGAGGAUACAAUGGACCUCUGGUACGCCCACCAGGCCACCACCGUUCUCCUGCUCACCCAGCACCCCCGCGAGCGGGGCAGCGCGCGCGAGUGCGGCUACGACCAGUCCGGCUGGACGACGUACGAGCGCUGCUCUGCGGAGCAGAUCAAGAAAGUGUUUCGCUUGGAGGCGAGGUGGAACGCCGUGGCCGACCUGGGGCAUGGGGCAGGGGCGAAGGAGGCCGGGAGGAGGUGGCCGGUGGGCCCGGACGAGUUCGACCGGCUCAUCGAAGACAGGUCGUUCACCAACGGCGCGGACCGGGAGGCGGUGAAGGCGCUCUUCCGCAAGAUGAGCCGCGCGCAGCUGGGCGGCGUAACGAUGCUGGAGUACACCGGGAUGCCGCCCCCGACCCCCGAGCAGGCCGCGGGGCUCGCAAGCUGCUUGCGGCUGUGCGCCCGCUUGGAAAUUCUUCGAAUGCAUUGGACCUGCAUCGGCGUCGAGGGCGCGCGGGCCCUGGCCGGGGCGCUGCCCUCCCUGCCCAGCCUGCAGAAGCUGCACCUGUCCGACAACAGCAUCGGCGCCGAGGGCGCGCGGGCCCUGGCCGGGGCGCUGCCCUCCCUGAGCUGCACCUGUCCUACAACAGCAUCGGCAACGAGGGCGCGCGGGCCCUGGCCGGGGCGCUGCCCUCGAGGUCCCUGCCCGCCCUGCAGGUGCUGUCCCUGUCCGACAACAGCAUCGGCGCCGAGGGCGCGCGGGCCCUGGCCGGGGCGCUGCCCUCCCUGCCCGGCCUGCAGGUGCUGCACCUGUCCGACAACAGCAUCGGCGACGAGGGCGCGCGGGCCCUGCGCGGGGCGCUGCCCUCCCUGCCCGGCCUGCGGGAGCUGCACCUGCGCAACAGCAUCGGCAGCAACUGCUUCCUGGCCUGCAUCGGCAAGGCGGCGCUGCGGGCGGCCUGGGGCAGCCGGGGCGAUGGUUUGA
This is a messenger RNA of Prorocentrum cordatum, 1701 nucleotides long. The record is from the annotation of a GenBank genome assembly. Lineage: Eukaryota; Dinophyceae; Prorocentrales; Prorocentraceae.